UCCCCGCCGCAGAGCCCGCCGCCGGCGCGAGCGAACAGCAGCAGCCACGGCGCCGCGAACCCGCCGCCCGUCCGCGCGAACAGCAGCGACGCGUACGGCCGCCACAAUGCGCGGAGCGCCGGCGAGAGCAGCCGCCCGCGCACCCGCACGCUCGAGGAGCGCAGCUUGCGCUUCCAGAGCCUCGAGGAGGGCCUCGUCAGCAGCAUCGGCCACCCGUCCACCAUCCCCGGGCCUGUCAGCAGCAUCGGCCACCCGUCCACCGUCCCCGCGUCCGGCCACCAGUCCACCGUCCCUGCGUCCGGCCACCCGCCCUCGACCGCCGCCGCCGCCGCCGCCGCCACCCCCACCGCGACCGCCACCCCCACCCACAGCGCGGCGCCCGAGUCGUGGGCCGCACCGGUGCCCGCGUCCGACGUGCGCAAGCUCAAGACGCUCAUGCGCGCGACGUGCGGCAAGAUGCAGGGCCUGCUGGCCUUCCGCCGCGGCGAGGCCAGCGCAUGGGCCCUGUCGUACUGCUGCAUCAACGUCGACGCCGGCAGCCUGCUCUACGAGCCCAAGAGCGACCCCACCUACUCGCGCACCCUGAUCCCCGACCUGCGCGGCUGCCACGUCAAGAGCGCGUUCGACGGCGACGCCUACACGGCGUACCUGCACGUCACCGUCCACAACUCCAAGCUCGAGGUCCACCUGCGCCCCCCGACCCAGGACGAGUUCGACUCGUGGUUCGCCGCCCUGCUGUGCUGGCAGCCGAUGCGGCCCAAGGGCAUCCAGAACCGCAUGGCCAAGCCCCAGGCCCCCGUCGUCAUGGAGCGCCGGCCGGCCGACCCCCGCGGCUCGGACGCCUCGCUGCUCAAGGAGUCGCCCAAGAGGGAGGCGCCCAUCAUCAAGGUUGGCAAGAUGAUCUACUGGGACACGAGCGUCACGUACAGCAACACGGGUACCCCCAAGUCCGCCCAACCCCGGCCCCACGCCUACCGCGUCCAGAGCCACGGCUCGCGCCGCUGGCGACGCGUCUCGUGCACCCUGCGCGAGAACGGCGAGCUCAAGCUCUACUCGGACACGGACGUGACGCUCGUCUCGACGGUCCAGCUCUCCCACCUGUCGCGCUGCGCCGUCCAGCGGCUGGAUCCCUCGGUCCUGGACAACGACUUCUGCAUCGCCGUGUACCCGCAGUACACGGCUGCCUCGUCGUCGAUACCGCUGCUGCGCCCCGUCUUCCUGUCCCUGGAGUCUCGCGUCCUGUACGAGGUCUGGAUCGUCCUCCUCCGCGCAUUCACCGUCCCGCAGCUCUACGGGCCCAAGUCGGACGCGCUGCACGGGGAGGGCCCUCUGUCACCCUCGUUUGAGACCCAGGACAUGUUCCGCAUGGAGAAGUCGCUGUUUGUCCGAGUCAUCGAGGCGCGCCUGGUCCCGCCCGUCAGCCCAAAGGUCGCUACUGGAGAGGGGCCGGCGCCGAUACGGCCGACUUCGUCUGCCACGACGAACCCAGGCGGAUACCUGAUCGAGGUGCUGCUGGACGGGGAAGCACGCGCUCGAACGAGCGUCAAGAACGAGGGCGACACGCCAUUUUGGAGAGAAGAGUUUGAGUUUUUGGAUCUGCCGGCACUGCACACGGCGUCGCUGUUGCUGAAGAAACGACCGCCGAGCUACAACCGGCACGACAAGAGCAUGUUUGAGAAUGUCACCGGCAGCGACAACCCGUACGCUUCAGAGGGGGGCUACGCUGGCAUCUCAUUCGACCAGACACUGGGCAAGACAGACGUGUACCUCGACGACCUGGGGCCGAAUCACGAGCUGGAGAAGUGGUGGCCGGUCGUGAACAUGUACGGCAACAGCGUCGGCGAAGUGCUCGUGCGCAUCAGCAGCGAGGAGUGUGCCAUCCUGAUGGCUCGCGACUACUACCCCCUGUCGGAGCUGUUGCACCGCUUCUCGAACAGUCUGACGUUGCAGAUUGCACACAUGGUGCCAAAUGAGCUGAAGAAGCUGUCAGAGUACCUGCUCAACAUCUUCCAAGUAUCUGGCGCUGCGUCCGACUGGCUCUGCGCGCUUGUUGAGGAGGAGAUUGACGGGACACUGAAGGAUUCGCCGGCAAGCCGACUCCGAUUCAGCAAGAGGCUUGGGUCGAGCGACUCGAACGAGUCACCCCUCGGCGCCUUUAAUUCUGCAGGUGACCGAGAAGUGUUUGUGCGAGACAUGGGCGUCAACGCCAAGCUGGAGGCCAACUUGCUCUUCCGCGGCAACACGCUCCUCACAAAGUCGCUGGAUCUACACAUGAGGAGGCUGGGCAAGGAGUACCUCGAGGAGACGCUCUGCGAGAAGCUGCGAGAGAUCAACGACAAGGAUCCCGACUGCGAAGUCGACCCCAAUCGCGUCUCGUCCCAGCACGAGCUAGACCGCAACUGGAGGCGCCUCAUCAACUGCACCGAGGAAGUCUGGCGGGCCAUCUACAACUCGGUGCAGCGAUGUCCCCAGGAGCUUCGAGUCAUCUUCAGGCACAUCAAGGCCUGUGCUGAAGACCGAUACGGCGACUUUCUGCGCACGGUCAAGUACAGCAGCGUGUCUGGCUUCCUGUUUCUGCGAUUUUUCGUGCCGGCUGUGCUGAACCCGAAGCUGUUCGGCCUGCUGAGCGAUCACCCCAAGACGAAAGCGCGAAGGACCUUUACCUUGAUUGCAAAGUCCCUACAGGGCCUGGCCAACAUGUCCUCUUUCGGCACAAAAGAGGCUUGGAUGGAGCCCAUGAACGUCUUCCUCACCUCGCAUCGGCAGGAGUUUAGGAAGUACUUGGACGACAUUUGCUCCAUCUCGACCGCCAACACGCCGGCUCCGCCCAUACCGCCGUCUUACAGUACGCCCAUUGCCAUUCUGCACCGGCUGCCUCCCACGUUCAAGGAAGGCUUCCCCUCGCUUCCGUACCUGAUUGACCACUCGCGCAACUUCGCCAUGCUGAUCAACCUCUGGCUCGAGAACACCACCAAGACGGCGCACGAAAUCCAGCCGAGCGACGGUGAUCUGCUUCGAUUCCACAACAUCUGCGUAUCGCUCAGCGAGCGCACUAAAGAUUGCUUGAACCGCGCCGAGCCGGCCGAACGCCCGUCUUCUUCGCUGAGCGUCAAGUGGGAAGAACUGAUCGAACAGCUGAACGGUGCGAAUCUGGACGCGACCCGCGGCGCAAUGACGCGGAGUCGUGGAGCGAUCAAAGAGGAAGAGCUGGAAGACAUGCCAACCUCGCCGGGCAACGGCAACGUUCACGGAGAAGACUAUCCCUCGCCGUCGGCUGCAACCACCCCGAUCACCAUGAGGCCACGGCCGAAGACGCGGCACCAGCACAGCACGAGCAUAUCAGCAUCCCACGCAUCCCAAAGCUCUCUCAGGAGCAACAACUCGCAACAAAUCUCCUAUACCAACCCCUACGCCAGUCGCGGAGGGUACGCCCCAUCGGCCCACGAAUCUAUGACCACCUCCCAGUCUGCAUCCGCAUCCGCAAGCGCCUCGGCCUCGGCCGGCGAAGAAACACCCCCCGGCUCAAGCGACGGCCUGCACAUGGCCCCGGCUCCGUCCUACCCGCAAACACACACCCAUCCCUCCGCCUCAACGAGCUCCUUCGGCCGCAGCAACCCCGCAGCCCCCAUCAACAGCUCGCGCCCUGAACUCAUCUCUCCCGACUCGAACACGCGCACCCACGAAGCCACCCACAACGGCAAACCCGCGAGCGAAAACGGGUCAGUGCACGAGGACGAGUACACCACGGCGCUCCCCGCAUUCUCGUCCGCGCAGCCCGAGAAACAGAAGGAGAAGGAGCGCAAGGACCGCGGACUCCGCGGGGUGCUACCGUUCCAGCGCAAGAAAAAAGACAAAGACCGGGGCGACAAAGACAAAGAGAAGGACAAGGACAAGGAGGACAGGAAGAGCAGACACAAAGACAAAGACCGCGACAAGGAC
Messenger RNA from Didymella exigua CBS 183.55, 3939 nucleotides. RefSeq lists its product as uncharacterized. The record is from RefSeq and is a predicted model, not a curated record. Gene Ontology annotation, biological process: regulation of GTPase activity. The annotation marks the transcript as partial. The transcript is spliced from 3 exons. Lineage: Eukaryota; Fungi; Ascomycota; Dothideomycetes; Pleosporales; Didymellaceae.